Molecule: messenger RNA, 2667 nt
Organism: Polistes canadensis
Lineage: Eukaryota; Metazoa; Arthropoda; Insecta; Hymenoptera; Vespidae
Exons: 12
Coding region: 525-2549 (674 amino acids)
Biological process (GO): monocarboxylic acid transport; transmembrane transport
Molecular function (GO): monocarboxylic acid transmembrane transporter activity
Source: RefSeq, a predicted model, not a curated record
AUUUAGUUUUUAUUGACUUGUUUUCCCUUAUCCCAUAUAUUCGCGCGUAUUUUAUUUUACAAAGGAGCGCGCGCGCACGCAUGCAUACACGCACCUGCGCACUCUUUUCCUUACUCUCUUCUUUCUUAUUUUUUUCUUUCUCUUUCUUUUCUUAUUUAUUUACUUUUUUUCGAUAUAUUUUCUCUUAUUAAUAUAUAUAUAUAUAUAUAUAGAUUUAAAAACUAUGUUUCUCGUAUACAACGUUUUACACCAAUCUUCUUUCUCUCUUCGAUUAUUAUAAUCGUCGUAUAAUUUGAAUUUGAUAUUUUUUGUGAAAUUUUCUUUUUUCAAUUAUAUCUCUCCGUGUUAUCUAACAAGGAGAGAAAUAAAGAGAGAGAAAGAGAUAGAGAAGGAGGAAAGGGGAAGGUACGAGGAAAGUUUUCGGUGAUUAAAAAAAGGGUUGUUUUUUUACCUGCAUGAGCAUUAAUGCUACGCGAGGCGCCACCAUUACUACGCGGGAGCUUUAAUGAUAUUAGGAGACGACAAUGGCAUCGCAGGAGAAUAAGAUGGACGAAUUGGUCUCAAAAACGAUUGAACAAAAUGGACGAAACUUUAAAAAAGAAGAAAUACAACUCGAUGAUCUUAAUGACAAUAACAAUGAGAGUAUCGAGGUCGAAAUGGUGGUACCACCUGACGGAGGAUGGGGCUGGAUGAUCGUUGCAGCAUCCUUUCUUUGCAAUUUCGUCGUAGAUGGGAUUAUUUUCAGUUUCGGGGUUUUUCUAAACGACAUCACGGAGGCAUUUAACGUAUCCCAUGCUAGCGUAGCACUGGUUGGCUCACUGCAGACAGGAUUUUAUCUGAUGGCCGGACCAUUCGUAUCCGCAUUAGCGAACAGGUAUGGAUUUAGGCUAGUCGCUAUAUUGGGUAGCAUACUUAGCUGCAUCGCUUUUGUCCUUUCAUACUUCAGCCCGUCCAUAGAGUUUCUUUAUGCUUCUUACGGUGUUCUUGGAGGUAUCGGUGUAGGCCUGAUAUACGUUCCAGCCGUUAUUACAACCGGCUUUUACUUCGAAAGAUGGCGAGCUUUGGCGACCGGUAUUGCAGUUUGUGGAUCUGGAAUUGGUGCCUUCUUGUUAGCACCGAUUUCGGAUUUACUUAUAAAGACUUACAGUUGGCGCGGUGCCCUACUUUUUCAGGCAGGAAUGCUGUUAAAUUGUGCGAUAUUUGGUGCGAUGUUUCGACCAUUGAAACCAACGAGAAUAAAAAUUAAACCAAAUCAAGAGAACGAUGUUAUCGAAGCUAACACGACGUUUAUUGGAAAAGGUGUUUCGACUACCUCUUUGCAUUAUGUUCAACCAAACAGAAUUGGACUUUUUGGGACUAACAACAAUACCGAGUAUCCAACAGCGGCACAACUUAUCGGCAGUAGUCCUAAUAUAGUAAAUGCAUCGGAAUCGAUGUUAUCGUUGCGCAAGGUCAACAUGGAGUCCCGAAAUUCUGAUAGAAAAUUAAAUAACACCGAGAAAAGAUUAUCCGUACCUAUUUAUCCAGAUUUAACCGUUGAUCAAGAGGAAUCUAAAUCAAUCGAAGAAGAGAACAAUCUUCUCGGUGGUGACAUGGACAGGCUUAAUGGUAAAAUACCAACGAUACGAAGACAUACGAUCAAUGGUCGUAGACCUCGUGCAGACUCGGACUGCAGCCAGAAAUCUCUUCGAGUGUGCAACAGGCGAAAUACACCGAGUAAGGACCCCCAGAGACCGUUUUAUAGAGAUGAUAUCUUCUAUGGAGGAUCUUUAAAUAGAUUAGCACACUACAAGUCGCAACUUUCUUCGGUCGGUUAUCACAUGUCCGUGACAAGAUUGCCAACGGCAAAUGACGUUGAAGAGGAAAAGAGUGGUACAUGUUAUAUCUGUCCGGAAAGCGUGCGUCGAAUUUUGACGACUAUGCUUGACAUUAGUCUUUUAAAGAGCCCUUCUUUUUUGAUCCUAGCUAUAUCAGGUGGGCUUACAAUGAUGGGCUUUUAUACACCUUUCGUAUAUCUUCCAGAUCGUGCCAAAAUGGCUGGAAUAGAACCAUCUUCUGCAAUGUUUCUCGUUUCCGUUAUUGGUAUAGGAAAUACCAUAGGUCGUGUAGUUUGCGGCCUUGCGAGUAGUAUACCGGGUGUCGAUGCUCUCAUAGUUAAUAAUAUAUUUAUCAGUCUUGGUGGAUUGUUAACAAUGAUAUCAGGAUUAUCGUUAACGAAAGGGUAUCAAUUCUUCUACGCAGCGUGUUUUGGUUUAAGCAUAUCCGUUUUCGCAUCGUUAAGAUCAAUCCUCGUAGUAGAUCUUUUAGGACUGGAGAAGUUGACAAACGCAUUCGGAUUACUCCUACUGUUUCAAGGCGUGGCAGCAGCUGUAGGCGCACCUAUUGCAGGAGCUUUCAAGGACGCUAUGGGUAGUUACGAUGCUUCAUUCUACCUGUCAGGUAGUCUGAUAUUCCUUUCUGCUGUCAUUUGUUAUCCCUUGAAGAGGAUCAAUCAAUGGGAAAAACGCAAGAACGAAGAAAAGGACAGUGAAAAUUCGUUAAAAUCAUGAUAGAUAGUGAAAGUGAACAUUUUUGUACGUUGUAUGUGUGUAUGUAUGUAUGUAUGUAUGUAUGUAUGUAUGUUCAUUAUUGAAACAACGUUAACUACCAUGAAACAGAGUGUAUUUU